UGUUACAUUCCUCUCUUUGCAGGUCUCUGUGCCUUGCGGAGAAUCCUGAGAAAACAACCUAACCUCCCUGAUGACAAGGUAGCUGGACUGGUGAAGAUUACUCUGAAUGAUUUCUUGCAGGGAAUGAAUGAUAUCAGACCCAGUGCCAUGAGGGAAGUAGCAAUCGAUGUCCCAAAUGUAUCCUGGUCAGAUAUAGGAGGACUGGAAAAUAUCAAACUGAAGUUGAAACAGGCUGUGGAAUGGCCCUUAAAACAUCCAGAGUCUUUCAUUCGAAUGGGUAUUCAGCCACCUAAAGGAGUUCUUCUGUAUGGGCCACCUGGGUGUUCUAAAACAAUGAUAGCAAAGGCUUUGGCCAAUGAGAGUGGACUGAAUUUUCUAGCUAUAAAGGGGCCUGAAUUAAUGAAUAAAUAUGUCGGUGAAUCUGAAAGAGCAGUUAGAGAGACCUUCCGAAAAGCAAGAGCAGUGGCGCCUUCCAUUAUCUUCUUUGAUGAACUUGAUGCCUUAGCAGUUGAAAGGGGCAGCUCUUUAGGUGCUGGGAAUGUAGCUGAUCGUGUUUUGGCUCAGCUCUUAACAGAAAUGGAUGGGAUUGAACAGCUAAAGGAUGUGACCAUUUUGGCAGCUACUAACCGCCCAGAUAGGAUAGACAAGGCUUUGAUGAGGCCUGGAAGAAUUGAUAGAAUCAUCUAUGUGCCGUUACCAGAUGAAGCAACAAGAAGGGAAAUACUGAAGCUGCAGUUUCACUCCAUGCCUAUCAGUAAUGAUGUUGAUUUGAAUGAGCUCAUCCUUCAGACUGAUUCAUACUCCGGGGCAGAGAUUGUAGCCGUCUGCAGAGAGGCAGCUCUUCUGGCUCUGGAAGAAGACAUUCAAGCCAAUUUCAUCAUGAAAAGACAUUUCACUCAAGCCUUGAGCAUUGUGACACCUAGAAUUCCUGAGUCAUUGAGACGUUUUUAUGAAGAUUAUCAAGAGAAGAGUGGGCUACAUACACUCUGAGAAAAUGUACAUAUUCAAAAUGCUGAAAAUCCUUUACAGAGAAAAUUUCUUUUUAAAAUUUUUUGAGAGUGUUUAAAAAAAUUCUCGUUAGGCAAAAUGUUUGAAAUAUGUUCAGUAGAAUUUAGGGGCUUUGGUUCUUACAGAUUUUCGAGUCGUGUAAGUACAGUGAAAAUAUCUCUGAACAUAAGUUUCAAACAGUUUUAUUUGGAAAUUUGUGGUGAGUUUUAAAAAACAAAUGUUUAGCUUUUUCAUUUGUGACCUAGUCUGUUCAUCCUAUGAAGUGACUUCUUUUUCUAGAAUCUGUUUGAGUGUCUUCCUAAAAUGCCAAACCUGUUGGCAUCAAUUUUGUACAGGGACAUAGAAAUUGUAUCUGGAUACAUUUUUUUUAAUCUUUAUUUUUGAAGGCCAGCCAGUAAAAUGGCCAAAUGUGCCAGCCAGGCUUAUGUGGCCUUCUCAAAUAUGUAUGUAUGUGUUCUCAUUGUAAUUCACAUAUGCAUUAUUGCUUUAGCCUUCUUAAUCUCUACCUACGGCCAAAAAAA
Messenger RNA from Cebus imitator (Panamanian white-faced capuchin), 1529 nucleotides. RefSeq names its product ATPase family protein 2 homolog. Gene Ontology annotation, molecular function: ATP hydrolysis activity; ATP binding. Bases 124 to 990 code for a protein of 288 amino acids. The transcript is spliced from 7 exons. The record is from RefSeq and is a predicted model, not a curated record. Gene Ontology annotation, cellular component: cytoplasm. Lineage: Eukaryota; Metazoa; Chordata; Mammalia; Primates; Cebidae.